AUCGGCUGCUUUUCGGUUCACGGUUCCGCACGGUUCACUGACGUUCACUACUUACUAGACUAAGUACUAUCCAACAGAGUAGUACUAGAUUGAUGGGGUCGAAGCAGGACGUCGAGUCAGGCUCAAAUGAAAAAUACGGCACAUACGACGACGCGUUGCUCGAGCCAGAACGCGAAUUACUCCUGCCUUCAGAAUCAGGCUCACCCACGACUGCCAGCACGACGCGAUACAGUCUUGUGCACCUUGUCUGUGCAUUUGUCGGGGGUGUAGCUUUGUGCAUUGCUGCACGCUUCCUGCUCGAUGUCUCAGGCAUCGCAGGACCACCUCCGCGGGGAGACGACGUGAGGAUGCAAGCUCCACCGUACGUUGGUUCCACGGAAGUGCACCAAUUCCCGCCUGCUUCCCCCACCAAUGCUUUCCCUGACCUCUUCCCAACAAACGUUGGUUAUCCAGGUGGUACUCCCACUGGCGCCGAGCCCGCACUCAUUGCAACCGCGCCCUCCCUCCCUCUCCAGACCGGCGCAGCGCAGCUCGUGGCACCUCCAAAGAUUCACAAGCACUUACAUUCUACACAUGGCGACGAUGUGGAAGAGGAAGAGACAGAAUCCCGCAAACACUACAAAUCCGACCGUCCUUUCAACCUUUUCCGAAGCUGGGGCAACCUCUCCCCAUGGUAUAGCGUCCCGCGUGGAGCAUUCGGUGUUGAUGAUACCGCAGAGGCCCCUCCUGGCUGUGUUGUUACUGGGCUCCAUCUCCUUCACCGCCAUGGUGCCCGUUAUCCGACCGCUUGGGCGAAUUUUGGAGGUCCUGCCAAGUUUGCUACCCGUCUACACCAGAGUGCAUCGCAAUGGGAGGCAACGGAGCAACUAGCAUUCUUGAAUGAGUGGACCUACAAACUGGGCGAGGAAGUGCUCACCCCCUUUGGCCGACAACAAUUAUACGACCUCGGCGUAUCUAUGCGCCUCAAGUACGGGUUCCUACUCAAGAACUUUACGGAGACGAAUACGAUACCUGUGUUCCGGACAGAGUCUCAGGACCGCAUGCUCGCCUCGGCACUUAACUUUGCCAUUGGGUUCUUUGGCUACCCUUUUGAAGGGCAGUAUCAACAAUUGAUUACGAUCGAGUCUAAAGGAUUCAACAACACCUUUGCACCCUACGAAACUUGCCCGAAUGCCAAUGCUGACGGCAAAGCGAACCGCUCGCUGACUUACGUCCGAGAAUGGGUUUCUCACUACCUCGCGGAAGCACGGGAAAGACUGUCAAGGGCAAUGAUCGGAAAGGACGGUGUGCAGGGUGAGUUCGAGUGGACCGGGGAGGAAGUGUAUGAGAUGAUGCAGAUGUGUGCCUAUGAGACUGUUGCUCUCGGAUACUCCAAAUUCUGCGAUCUCUUCACGGAAGAAGAGUGGGAGGGCUUCAAUUAUGCGCUUGAUUUGACUUUCUGGUAUGACUCUGCUUUCGGCUCACCUGUUGCUCGCGUCCAGGGUGUCGGAUAUAUCCAAGAGCUCGUCGCGCGACUCACCCAUACCCCAAUCGCGACUCACAACACUAGCACCAACGCCACGCUUCACACGCCAGAGACUUUCCCGCUAGACCAUGCGCUAUAUGUAGACGCUACGCAUGAAGUUGUUGUUCUCAAUGUGAUCGCAGCGCUCAACCUGAGCACGCUCGCAGCAAGCGGACCUCUCCCUGCCGACCAUAUUCCCAAACACCGUUCGUUCCGCUCCGCAGAUCUCGCACCCUUCGCGACGAACAUGCAGUUCCAACUCCUCUCCUGCGCAUCUACCCCGACGCCUCAAAUCCGGAUCAUCAUCAAUGAUGGCGUUGUUCCCCUUCAUGGGAUUCGGACUUGCCCGCAUGAUGACAAGCACGGAAUGUGCCCACUCCCCGCAUUCAUCCAGGCUCAGCAGGAGAUAAUCCGGGAGACAGACUGGACGUGGGGAUGUCAUGGAGACUGGCAGGUUCCGCCAGGGACUGAGUGGAAUUCAACGACGGGAGACGCACCGCAGGCGUAGGGACGUGAAGGUUAGACGGGAGUGCAUAUUGAGAUGAGAGUUUUGCUGCGCUGUGAAUACAUAUUC
This is a messenger RNA of Suillus paluster, 2078 nucleotides long. Its product is annotated as histidine phosphatase superfamily. NCBI's taxonomy places the organism in Eukaryota, Fungi, Basidiomycota, Agaricomycetes, Boletales, Suillaceae. The transcript has 14 exons. Gene Ontology annotation, molecular function: acid phosphatase activity. The coding region runs from base 93 to 2012 and encodes 639 amino acids. The record is from RefSeq and is a predicted model, not a curated record.